This is a messenger RNA of Penicillium cinerascens, 1749 nucleotides long. Its product is annotated as MDR family MFS transporter. Gene Ontology annotation, biological process: transmembrane transport. The coding region runs from base 1 to 1749 and encodes 582 amino acids. The record is from RefSeq and is a predicted model, not a curated record. The transcript is spliced from 3 exons. Gene Ontology annotation, molecular function: transmembrane transporter activity. NCBI's taxonomy places the organism in Eukaryota, Fungi, Ascomycota, Eurotiomycetes, Eurotiales, Aspergillaceae.
AUGAGUGAAGCUCCCAAUCCUCCGGAUCUCGUGGCCAGCGGGGAGAAAACUGCUCUGCAGGUGAACACCGACGCUGCCAGUAUUGAAGAUCAAGACUCCAACAAAAAGGCCCAGCAAGUUAUCAUCAUUGUUCUGGCAAUCUACCUGGCCGCGUUUCUGGUAGCCCUCGAUCAGACUAUCAUCGGAGUGGCUAUUCCAAAGAUCACCGACCAAUUCAAGAGUAUUCCCGAUAUUGCCUGGUAUGGCAGCGCUUAUUUCUUGACUUCAACCGCUCUGCAGCCGUCAUAUGGCAGAAUUUAUAAGAUUCUCAAUGUGAAAUGGUCAUUCUUAGCUGCUGUUGGAAUCUUUGAAAUCGGAUCUCUGAUUUGUGGUGUUGCGCCUUCCAGCACAGUCUUGAUCAUCGGUCGCGCAGUGGCAGGAAUCGGAGUUGCAGGGAUCUUUUCGGGCGCUCUGGUGAUCAUCUCCAUGACUGUGCCUCUGCCAAAGAGGCCGCUCGUUUUUGGUGUCUAUGGUGUUGUUUGGGGCGUUUCCUCAAUCGUCGGUCCUCUACUUGGUGGAGCGUUUACUGAUGGUCCGUCUUGGAGAUGGUGCUUCUAUAUCAACCUGCCGGUGGGCGGAGUUUCUAUGGUAGUUGUUCUGCUGGUCCUUCACCUACCGAGCAACAAUCAGGAUAGGAAGCUAUCAUUUUCUAGAUUUGCUCAAGAACUUGACUUGAUCGGUGCGAGCUUGCUCAUUCCGGCUGUCAUAUGCUUGAUUCUCGCAUUACAAUGGGGCGGAAAUGCCUACGCCUGGGGGAGCUCUCAAAUUAUCGGACUUUUUGUUGGGUUCGCUCUGCUUAUUCUUCUUUUUGCCGCGUCCCAGAUCUACAUUAGUUGGCAAGAUGAGAAAAAGGCGGGUAUUAAGAAGAGCACAACCGCAACUUUGCCACCCUCAAUCCUCAAAAAGCGCACCAUCUGGUCUGCUGGACUGUUUGCAUUCUUCUUUAGCGGCGGCUUCUUCCUUCUAGUCUACUAUGUUCCUAUUUACUUCCAGAGCGUCAGAGGAUCAUCUGCAAUGACUGCUGGACUUCAGGUUCUGCCAUUUAUGCUUGCCACCGUGGUUUCAUCUAUCAUGGUUGGCGCUAUGGUGACAGCAGCCGGUUAUUAUACGCCUUUCUUGAUUGGCAGCACUGCUAUUGCUGCUAUCGGAUCGGGUCUGAUCACCUUGUACGAUGUCAAUAUUUCUACGGCGAAAUGGAUCGGCUACCAGAUUGUUGUCGGUGCCGGCAUUGGUGCGGGUCUUCAGAUCCCAAUGACAGCUGUGCAGACGGUACUGAAGCCCGAGGAUAUUCCAGUGGGAACCGCCGCGGUCAUGUUCUUCCAGACCUUGGGGGGCGCCAUCUUCCUUGCAGUGGGUCAGUCGGUGUUCCAGAAUGGCUUGCAAGCAGGUAUCUACGCAUACGCACCCGAAGUCAAUCCGAGUGCCAUCCUCAACGCAGGAGCUACCGAGAUGAGACACGUCUUGGCAACUUUGGGCCAGCUCGAUCAGCUGGAUGGAGUGAUCAAGGCAUACAUGAACGGAUUGCGAGACACUUACCGCGUCAGCCUGGCUUUAAUGCUUGCUGCCUUUGUGACAACUUUGUUUGUGGAGUGGAAGAGUGUCAAGAAAAGCGAUGUGCUGUCGAAUGACGAUACAACUAUCGUCUCUCACGUGAAAAAGCCGCAAUCUACAUAUCCGCUCGGCAGUCAUAGCCGAGUUCUGACGGUCUAG